This is a messenger RNA of Hibiscus syriacus, 1438 nucleotides long. Its product is annotated as AT-hook motif nuclear-localized protein 1-like. The transcript has 6 exons. NCBI's taxonomy places the organism in Eukaryota, Viridiplantae, Streptophyta, Magnoliopsida, Malvales, Malvaceae. Gene Ontology annotation, molecular function: minor groove of adenine-thymine-rich DNA binding. The record is from RefSeq and is a predicted model, not a curated record. The coding region runs from base 310 to 1293 and encodes 327 amino acids.
UUUUUCACUUCUCUCUGUGUAAAAAAGUGUGUUCGGACAAGGAAAAUAAAAGAACCGACCAGCGGUUUUCUGAAACCCAGUGUUUUUUUAAUCAUCGGGGAACAGGUUCCUUUUUUUUCCUUAGAGAAAAUUGGAAAAGAAAUUUCUGUUUUGUUGGAUAGAAAAAGCUUUUGAAGUACUUUCCUUCGGCACAGGAAAAUGUGAGCAGGUCUGAGAAACAGUGUCAGAGAAGAGUUCUUUCCGGGCUGUGUACUUGGAAGUUACAGGUGACUGGCUUGGAGUUUCUGUUAAGUAUAAUUUAAUAUUUGCAUGGAGGAAAAUGCGGGUGUUACAGUAAUAGGAGCAGAAACUCCGUCAACUUAUCAAAUGGCGCCGAGGAUCGAAAAUGCCAAUCAUAUUGGCAGUGUCUCGAAGGCGGUGGAUGUUUCACCGGUUAGUGUUGGGUUAACUAGUAGCAUAAAAAAGAAAAAGAGAGGUAGACCUAGGAAAUACGGGCCCGAGGGGACAAUGACGAGGGCAUUGUCGCCUAUGCCCAUUUCCUCGUCUGCCCCACCCUGCGGAGGCGAGUUCUCGAAUAGUGGCAAAAAGCGUGGGAGAGGGCGAGGUAGCGACUACCAUAUUAAGCACAUGGAGAAUUUAGGUGAAUGGGCAGCAUCUUCAAAUGUCGGGGCGAAUUUUAUGCUUCAUGUUAUUACGGUCAAUGCUGGUGAGGAUGUUACGAUGAAGGUGAUUUCGUUUUCUCAACAAAAACCGAGAGCAAUCUGCAUCAUAUCAGCUAAUGGGGUAAUUUCGAAUGUUACACUUCGUCAGCCCGAUUCUUCAGGGGGCACUGUGACGAACGAGGGUCGCUUCGAGAUACUGUCCUUGUCCGGAUCCUUCAUGCCUACGGAAACUCAAGGAACAAGAAGCCGAUCUGGCGGGAUGAGUGUAUCUUUAGCAAGCGCUGAUGGCCGUGUCGUAGGAGGAGGAGUUGCUGGGCUUCUGAUAGCUGCCAGUGCUGUACAGGUUGUGGUAGGCAGCUUCUUACGGGGGAACCAGAAUGACCAAAAACACAAGAAGCAGAAAAUCGAGUUCAUACGAGCUGCACCGAACUCGAGCAUUGUUGUUGCACCGGCCUCCAAUGGCGAAAAAGAGGAUGGCAUAGAUGUAGCUUCGCCCCAACAGAAUUCCAAUGCCCUGAAACCAAACCUCAAUACUGCUACCUUCCAGUCCCAGAGAGAAAACUGGGUGACCGCCAUGCAGGGAGCGAGGAAUUCGGCAACUGAUAUCAACAUUUCUUUGCCUGCAGCUUAAUCUGAUAAAAUUAGAUUAAAAACCCCUGAUAUUUCUUUCAUCAAAGAGUAGAGAGUUUUAAGUGUUGUCGAAUGUUUUAAUGUAGGACAAAGCAGGUUUAACAUUCCUGAUAGAUAUCCAGCUGGGUUUUAAUGUCUCAGGCAAA